AUGACUGCGCCCCUGGUCAACAAAGGCCUCCCCCGCCUCCGACGCCAUAACCCAGAACACCAGCUGGCUUGGGAAUCGGUUCUCUCGGACAUGACGGAAGUGGAUCCCGAGAUCCCCACGCACUACAUUGAACAGUCUCGGCAGUGUUCACGCAUUGACAAAAUCUACAUCAGCUCGCCGCCCUGGUUACUGCUCCAAUGGUGUGCCCGUGCUGAUGUCCCACUCGCUCCCGAAGAUCUCUACGAUCGAGGAAUAUCUGACCACGCGCCUGUCCACCUCCGCUUCGCUCAUCGACAACAGGAAGAUGAUGGACUGCGUCAGUCGAUCCCGAAGUAUAUCUUCGAACACCCGCUCUUCGGGCAACACCUGGACACUCUGCUGGCAGCCUCCCCGUGGCAGUCCUAUGUCCCGUUCACCCAACUCCGAGAACUUAAGCGCCUCCAACGUGAAGCUGCUCGCCUGACUCGCGACGACCUCACCAAUUCGAGAGCCCCUUGUACUGCUGCUGCGCUGACGACCUGCCGAUCGAUUUCCCGUGCAGUAUGGAGGAACGACGAGAAAGCGGCCCGCACUCUGGCUGCGCGAACGGAGCUUGGCGCCUCCUUCCUGGACCUCUCGUCUCUCCCGCAGGUUUCGCUCAAGGCGCCUCUGGAGUUCAGCCGAAAGUUCGAGUCCCUGCAACAACAGUACCAAGAUGAACGAUUGGAAGCACUUCACUCUCAGGAGAUGGCGGCUGGCACUCCUGCUCAUGAACGUCUUCGUCUUCGGAGGUUGCAGAGGGCGAUCACACGGCGUGGCAAGCUGUGGGCACCCUCUGGGAAGGUUCUGAAGCUCAAGGCAAUCGAGAUCGUCUCAAUGGAGUACUCCACGAUAUCUGCUCUAGUCCGCAGCGCGAAGGAGACGAUCAGGAACUGGGACCUCUGGCUUCGUCGUCUGCGCAUCGUGGUUCAGAAUGAACUGGAGUUCCAGCACUUCGGCAACCUGAACAACUUGGCCCCGCGGCACUGGAAGGAGCCUCCGUUCGCGUGGCACCUCCGUGAGGCGGCGACGGGGUUCAAG
This is a messenger RNA of Prorocentrum cordatum, 1059 nucleotides long. The record is from the annotation of a GenBank genome assembly. Lineage: Eukaryota; Dinophyceae; Prorocentrales; Prorocentraceae.